Messenger RNA from Thyridium curvatum, 1206 nucleotides. RefSeq lists its product as uncharacterized. NCBI's taxonomy places the organism in Eukaryota, Fungi, Ascomycota, Sordariomycetes, Thyridiales, Thyridiaceae. Gene Ontology annotation, biological process: division septum assembly. The transcript is spliced from 3 exons. The coding region runs from base 1 to 1206 and encodes 401 amino acids. Gene Ontology annotation, cellular component: division septum. The record is from RefSeq and is a predicted model, not a curated record.
AUGGCCGCCUUUGUGAGAGUCUCGGGCCCUCCAAACAGUAAUUUCCUGGUUGGCUACCCUGGUAUAUCGGCGACGCUGCCGCGCAUCGAAGGCAAGGUCGAGAUCCGCCCUUCCCAAGGGUUUUCUGCCCCGGUUGCCGUUUCCCUCGUGAGGAUAUGUCUACAGCGACGAGAAACCAUCCAUCCGGCCGCCGACAAUGUCGCCAAGAAGCACUUGGGAACACCGAGGCGGGAGACCACCGACGUCGUUGGGAAGGAGCUGUUAUUGUUCAGGUGCCCCGCCGGCAAAGAGUCGGAGAACGUCAUCGUAAUGGAUCUCCCUUUUGUCCUCUUCAUCCCCUUCGGACGCGGCGGUGAGGAGACAAACCGGAGGAUACCCCCAGCCUCGUUGCAGUUACCGAGCAGGACCGCCGAGACUUUCUAUGAGCUGGUAGUCACCGUCCAGCAGGGCGCCAGCGUCCAGAACAAAUACGCCUUUCCCAUACCGCUGCAGCGAUACGACACUUUGUCCACGUUCGGCAUGUACAACCGUCCAGAAUCAAAAGUGGUCACGACAGACAACAUCGUGACUUUGGCGAUCUCGCUGCCACGCUGGAGCUACGGACCCCUCGAUCCAAUUACCGUCUACAUCAAGCUGGCUCCUAAUCCGGACUGGAUGAACAAAGCAAAGCGCGUGACCAUACAAAAGCUCACUCUUACCAUCGAAGAGGAGAUCACAUACAACCCAGAAGGCGAUGAGCCGACCAAGAAAGUCAAUAAAAUCGCGAGGCAUGUCCAGCCCGUAGGGACCAAAAUGCCAGAGGCGGGCUACGUCACCAACCUUGGCCUCGUCUUCCCUGCGAGAGAUCUAAGAGAUCCCGAAGGCAUUGUACGGAGGGGCAAGCCCAGCUUCCCGCAAUACGAGUGCACCUCAUUUACCACGCAAUCGACACUCUAUAAGAUUGAGUUCUAUCUGACGAUCAAGGCCCAAAUGAGUUCAGCCAGGGAUAUCACUCUGCGGCAGCCCAUCGUCAUCUGUCCAUACGACCAGCAAGCGUGCAAAGAAGAGAUGGAUGCUAUCGAGCAGGCGGCUAAGGACGCAUCCCACGUCGAUCCCAACAACCCAAUGCUGCCAGCCAGAGUUAUUGUCCUGGCCAACGACCAUGACUCGUUACGUCACCUUGGCCUCUGCAUGGUCGGUGACCAGAAAAAGCCGCUCAUUGAGUAA